GGCGGCCAAGCCAAGAUGGAUGCUUGCUUGCGCUCUCUCGCGUCUAGUGCACGUUACGCGUAGGUGUACGAGUGCGAUGGGCCGGCGAUAGAGUACGAGACAACGAAAGAAUCACUGGAGUCGUACGAGUGUGACGAGUCGGCCGUUAAGUGCGAGCUGCUCGCGCUGGCAUGUCGACGAGGUGUAGAGCUGCUGAUCGUCGGUGAUAUGCGCGAGGAGCAACACCAGCGCACCGGCUGCCUCCAGGAUGGUCGAUAACAAUUGCAUUAUCGAGGGGAACGUCAAGUUUCGCGAUGGCAAGAAGUGGAAGUCGCGAUGGUGCGUCAUGCGGAAGCUGUCCCCGGUCGCAGAUUGCCUGCAUCUGCAGCUGUACGGGGACAGCAAGGAGCGCUACAAGCAGGGCCAGACCAAGGCGUCGCUGAGCCUGCAGCACUUCCUCGGCGUGCAGAGCGGCUUCACCCUCGACAAGGAGUCCAACACCAUCGCCAUUGUCUGCCAGGACGUGACCGUCGUGCUGGCGUUCGACACGCGCGAGCGGCUCAUACAGUGGCAGGUCAAAAUAUCCAACAACCUGGGCGAAGAUCAACAGUUCCUAGUGCUCAUCUCGAGCGCGCCCGCCAAGGCGAAGCUGAGCAGCGGACCGGCCCAGCUGCACGUGCAGGAGCACCGGUUCUGCAUGACCGUGGGCGUGCCGCCCAGGCUGGUGGGCACCUGGGAGAUCGGCCAGCUGCGGCGCUACGGCGUGGUCGAGGGCCGCUUCUGCUUCGAGGGCGGCUCCAGGUGCGGCCGCGGCGAGGGCCUGCACGUGCUCGUCACGGACCAGGGCGACGAGAUCGCGCGCGCGCUCCAGCUGGCGGCCGAGGGCCGGCUGUCCGCGCGCAAGCGGGGCGCGCAGGCGGCGGCCCAGGACAGCCCGCGCCGGCAGUUCUCCAGGUCGGAGACGCGCGCCAGCGACUUCUUCCCGGGCGCCUCGCUCGGCAGCGCCUACGCCAGCAGCAGCAUCGUGUCGUUCGACGACCAGUGCGACGGCUUCAAGACCGACGGCGCCUCCUCCUACUGGUCCUCGGCGGAGAGCCGCCAGGACGCCGAGUGCGAGCUCGACUACGGCGCCUCGCUCGCCUCCGAGCUGGCCGACCAGGCGAGCGUCGCCACCGCCGGCGCCGCCGACUGGCGCGGCUCCCGGCAGCACUCGGCCGCCCCGUGCCUGGAGCGCUGCGCCAGCUGCAUCGGCAAGCUGGGCACCAUCUCCAAGUCGUCGACCUGCGCCACGAACGUGGCCAGCCCCGCGCCGGCCGUCGCCGGCCUGGCCCACCUGCAGCCCCGGGCCUUCGACCGGCUGUCGCUCUCGUCCUACAGCAGCAGCAGCCACGACAGCGACUACCAGCAGAGCGAGUGCCGCUGCUCGCCCCAGCCGCAGACGGCGCCGGGCGUGCACAGGCACUCGCCGAGCCCGCUGGCGCUGCCGCUCAGACCGCCCAAACCGUCCGUCGCUCCCAAGAAGGCCAAGAAGCCGCCCAUGCCCCUGCCGCCCGAGCAGGCCUGCUCGUGCGCCUGGAAGCACGCCGCUCCCGCUCGCCAUGGUGCAGUCACAGCAGCAGCGGCGGCGGCAGCAGCUGCAGCAGCAGCAGUAGCAGCAGCGCCGGCAGCGGCAGGCCCGUACGAGAACUACGACGUGCCAAAGACGAUCCCGGUGGCGGCUGCGUCGACGCUAGCGGCGGCGCCGGAUCAGCCAAGUCCCCAAGCCGAUCAGUACUACGACACCCCGCGCAAGUUGAAGGAGUGCCUGGCGACGCAGCCCAAGGCCUACCCCAACUACGACAUGCCGCAGGCCCCUCAAGCGGUCGUACUGCAGCAGUGCGGCUGCCCCGCUAAACUGACGCUCCAGGCAGCCAACAACGCUCCCAAGAGCAUUGCCUGCCCCUGUCGCAACGUCAUGAGCUGGGCUGGUUUCGUGUUACCCUACUGUCGGAGGGGUGCCGGCAUCGAACCCACGGGCCUGGCCGUUCAACCCGUGCGGCUGAGCGGCGAGGGCAAGAUGCCGGUGGUCAAUGCCAGUGGGCAGCUGGCCAUUUACAACGGUUCGCCGACCACCGGCGUUGCCACCACCGCCACCGCCACCACCACCGCCACCACUAGUCACGACUGCCCCGUGCACGCGAGCAAUCUCGAGACCGACGCCAAAGCCAACUACGAGAACGUCGAGCCUGCGAUCAUCGAUACUCAGCCGGAGGCGCAGCAACAGCUUGCCAAUUACGCCAACAUCGAGUUCACCGAGUCCCUGGGCAAUUACGAGAACAGCAAGGAACUGCUCGCCAAGGUUGCACUCAACUCGCAAGAGGAGACCGAUCGAUUCGCCAAGGAUCAAGUGCCCGAUCCCGCGGUAACGCGCGCUAGCUGCGUCGAUGACGCCGACGCCAUCAACGAGGAACAGCUCUGCCGCAAGUGUGGCCACCUCAAGGGACUUAACUGCCAAGAUUAUCUGGUCGUCGAUGAGAAGCCGGGCUCCCCGAAAAAUAGCGUGCCAGGCUACAUACCCAUGCAGCCGCUGCACAACACCUGCUCUAAGGAGGUGCUAUCGAGGCUCUGCAGCGGAGUCAAGAGCUCGAGCAAUCCCGCGCUCUCGGCGCCGCUCGAGGUCAACAAAAAGAGGUCGGAGUCCGAGUAUCGCGUUCCCGGUUCGGCGAUGCUCUCUAGUCCCUACUUUCGACGUCGUCUUCUCGAGAUGUCCAACUCUGAGGCCAGCGGCAGUUUGGGCAUGCUACUUAAGAAGAGGUCGUACUCGGCCGAGUCAGCGCAUUGCCUGGACGACGAGAAAAGUGCCAACAGUUUCACUACCAGUGCGGCGAUACAUAAGUGUCCCAGCGAGACGGACAAGCCCUCGACGAGCAACGACGCCGUAGACUCGGAGAACUACAGUCCCGACGCGGUGUCGCUAUCGCCGCAGCCACUGGCUGCUAUCAAAAUACGACGGUCUUCUUCGGUGCCAUCCAAGACUGGCCACAAUCGCGAUUCCUCAAGCAGUAACGACUCCGGUGUCUCAACGGGAUCGCUCAGUCACCAAACUGCCGAGUUCGUCGAGUUCGAGUUCCCGACGACUCCUGCCAAUACGCUGCUGAAGAAGCAGAGCGUACCGCUGAUGUACCAGAAGAGUCAACCACCGGCGUGUUUUCACAGUAGUCUACCGAGAAAAUCAAAGUCCAGUGAUCCACUGAAAGAAAUAACCUUCCAGUUUCACAAAGCCAAACUGCCAUCAAAGUCGUCGUCCGCUGAGGCUGAUAUACCCACGUGUUUGCCUCACAAGGGAUCCAAGGAAUUCAGCAGUCCCAGUGAUGUACCAAGCGUACCCUGUAUCGAUUCUCGAAGUACAAGUAGUGGAACGUCAGAUAUGUCUGACUACAUAGAAACUCUGUCUCUCUCUUCUCACUCAUCUUCGGACGCUCCUGAUAAUCUUCGAAUCGGCGGUAGAGCUGUAGCGACAACUCUGCGACCGCGUAGCGGUAAAGAGUAUUACAAAAUUGAUCGAAGUAUUCUGGUAGAACAGGGUAGAAGCGUAAGUACCUCGUCGAAUUAUGCCAACGUAACUCCAUUUACAAGAAAAGAGAAUCAUCGUCAUCCAGUGACAUGAGAGGCAAGGCUGUGCAGGUACUCAAAAUCGCAAGUUCGACUCGAAUCGUCGGGCUUGGCAGAACGAAAUACUCGGGCUACUCGAAACUUUUCGAGUACUCCAAGUAUUUUCGGACAAUUCUAAUGCUAAUUAGGGUUGUCUGAAAAGUCAGCCCCUCCCCUUCCCUCUCCCCAUCUCUUUCUCUCCAACUAAAUCACCUUUAAACGCUCUGUAUGAAUACACUUCUGCUAUUUCCUACUAAAUUCAAAGGCUCUAUUAUCUUGAAGCACAAAAAUUUAACGAGUUUUCCCAAGCCCGACUUGAUCUUCGAGACUCCGAAUUUUUGGCUAGCUGCAUAGCUCUGCCAACGCGGUAGGGCCAAGAGAUUUAUCUGAUAGAUUAAAGACAUCGAAGUUUCUACCUAAAAGCUUGCAAACAACGUCGUUGUACAAGUUCGAGAUAUUGACUAUUUUAGAAUUAUGUUUACGUACGAUUGUAGUGCUUAGACAACAUAAGAAUUUACGUAUCUUUGUGAAAGAGGGUUUUAAAUUUUCGAUUUCUCAAGCAUACAAUACAAUGUCCAGGCACGAUUUUUUUACGUGCCGAGAAAUAAAAGACUUUCGCAUAGGCCAUCGAAUCAAAACAAAGUAAUUGAUGAAUUCCUAUUUUCGUCUUCAAUCGCGCGUACGCCUUUCUUUGAAAAUCAAACGAGCCAAUAAGACUUUACUCGAUUAACGCUUACAUGCGUGAUGUCGAAGCACGUUUUAAAAAGACUUGUACAAAAUUCAAACUACUACUGUAACAGCUCUAUUCAUAGUUUUUUAUAAAGGCUGAACUUACGUUGGCUAUCAAAUGCACAAACUAUCUUACAUUUCCAGUGAAAAGAAAAGACUUGAAUGAAUUCAAUCAAUAGUAUAAAUGAAGCAAAAAAUCUUUUAAUAAUUGUAUUUUUUUGACUGAAAAGAAACAUAAGAAACAAUCUAUUAAAACGCAUAAAGAAUUUUCUUACGGUGCAUCGACGGUCUAGUGUAAAUGGGCACCUUGAAAGACACAGGAUGCAUUCAAAUUUAAUUAGCGUACACGUACACAGUAGCACAAAGUAUAAGAUAAUAAAGCUAUAUAAGUACAGGGAGUAAUAAAGUUUCUUGAGCGACAGAUGAAAGGUUAUAGCGACGAGCGCAAACACAUUGUUCUGUUUGCGUGUAAAGAAAAAAAGAAUGCCUGGCUGUUUACCUUCCGUUUUUCCGUUGAAUAACAUGGGCCUAACAUAUAUCGAUGCGAACCCACGCAAGACUUUCCCCUCCUCUAUCAUCUGUCACGAUUUCUGACUGACUCACUUUCAGUCUGUUAUUGCCACGAGUAUGCGGGUGACUUCCGAUACACUCGCGUAUCGAAUCUUGAUGAUGCGUGCGCAAGAGUGUUGUGUUUGUAGCAUCCUGCCAAUGUAGCCCCGCGUAAGCCAUCGAUCUACGCGCAGCCAGCCGCUGGCAAAAAGAAACUAGACUGAGAGGGACGACGGUGAGCUGUACCUUGUAAUUGAAACUAGAAAGUGUUCACGAGUGGGUUGCGACUACUCGAUCGGUUAUCCGCAACUUGCUCAACCCGGGAGAGUCGUACAUGUCGAGCUUGCGCGUGCUCGAGCUUCGCAUUCGAGUCACGUCCGGUGAUUUUUGGGCUGUUUGAAUUCGUCGAAAUGAGUAAUCGAUUUCUUUUGAUUUUGCUUCUUACGUGUGCACAGUUGUUUCGGAGCAAUCACCAUUUGGAUAGUCCGAAAAUGAUCGAGCUCAUCAGCAAUAUUUUAAGACCUCUGGGGGCUUUGUUACUUAAAGCGCAAGUUAUAUAGUACUUCCUAUGCAAUUCUCCGAAGGCUUCGACUGCCAAUGAUUUCUCGUUUUACAUUCUUGUUUAUCGACCGUGCAUCACUCAUGAUUUUUACAUUGAUCACACAUCACAUUCAUCGGCUGUGCCAAGCUUACAAAUGAGCAAACUUUAUACAAUCCACGUACCUGUACGUGAAUACGACAGGCAUUAUUCUUUCACACAGCGUACCCGCGCAUGUUUGUACUUAAUUUUCUUUAUUUAGUUAGCAAGAUCGCCAAGUGUUGUUUUCUUUAAUUUUUUGUUUUGCCCUUUUUGUUUAUUUAGAUUUAGAUUUCGAUUACAGCGGAUCUAAAGCCCCUUUAUCGCGUUAUUUAUGUAUACAAAUACUUUCUUGAGAAAGUAAAACUAUGCUAAUCAUAUUAGCGCAUCAUUUCACGCCUAAGGCUAUAUACUAGUACUUUAUUUCACUUCAAUUAUCUCUUCAAUAUAUUUGACAUACUUUAUUCCUGUGGGUGACCCCAGUUAGAAUGAAGAUUCUAAUGGCUACAGUUAUUCUUCUAUCUACAGUUUCAGUUUAAUAGGUUGUCUUUGCAAUGCAACAAGUUAGAUGAGUGUACCUGAACUGCAUGAAUAUAUUGCAACGUACAAUUAUUUGCAAAUGUAACACAGGCUUUAUUCACUGCGUAGUUCCAUAGAGCGAAGUAAAAGAGAAAGUGCAAACCAUUUACUUUUGCAAUGGUACGCUUAUGAAUUAUUUUUCUGAAUGGUUUUCUAAAAAAUUCUAAUUGACCUUUCGUUCGUUCCGUUUAGCGGGUCCUUUUCAGUAGCAAUUCAUUACGAGAGCUUUCGUAGCUGAUCUCUUGAAAAAUUAACGAACCAUUUCUUCUAUUAUUGAAAGCAGCACAGUCUCCUUACUUUCGUGCUUCUCUGGCGCGAAGAGAGCAAGUAAAAAGAGAGAAAAACGAGAGAAACGAGAGAGGCAGCGUGAUAGAACUGAGCAAGGUGCCAAAGAACCUCUCUUCGUAAGUUGAGAAAGUCUCUAGAUUCCACGAAUUCAUCUCACUUUGAAUAAAACUUUCUUUGUGAUUAGCGCUUGGCAUUUUUGUAGUUCGACUACAGCGAGACGUCAUUGUUUUAUAUUACUCUUUGCUUGUAAUUACGAAAUACAGAUUUUUCGUUUAUCUAGACUACGGUUUACUUUAUACAUACGCUUUCCUCGUCGUAUUUGCAUCGAAAUAGAUAUGUUCAAAAUGCGGACUAAUCGUGACAAUAGAUUUAAUUUUGCGUUGAAUUUUUCUAUUCGUAAAAAUGCAUUGUACAUACGUAUCAUUUUCUCAAAGCAGGUCGAUGAAUAUUUAGCAUUCGUUGCACGCAGCAGCAGCAGGGUCAAUUAUAGUUUUUCAAAAAGAGAGAUUACGGUAAAGAUAGAGAGACAUUCCAGGUUAUGCUUGGAAAGUGGAAGGCCUAAUUAUAAAGCAAUCACGUCGUUAUAGCACCGAUCGAUUAUUUCCUUGCGUGGUAAAUGAUCUAUACAUACCAAACGUUAUUAUAUCAAUUAUUUUCAAUGUGAGAAAACUGACAUAUUGGUUUCGUCAAUUUGAUUCCGACGUAUAAGACAAAGCACUGCUAAUUUCUGUUCAUAUAAUCGAAUAAAUUAUAUCUUUUUUUGUUUAAUAAUUUUGCAGCUCGUUCAUUGAUGCGCGUUGCUAGAAUCAGACUAAACGAAUCAAAAACAUGUCCAAAUCAAAUAUCAGAAUCAUAAUGCAGUAUUCUACAUUAAUGCGUUCUUAAAAUUAAGAUUCUUAAUUGUAAGACAAACAACUGAUCAAUCGUAAGUAGGCAUUUAAUAAAAAGUAGUAUAUUUAGGGAUGCUGAGAUGGGAUAUUGUGUAAAUGUGAUUAGGGUUGUGUCAUUUAUUUGCGCUUACCAUCAUUUUAAAACUUAUACAAUCUUGUAUGUAAAUGGAGUAUGUUACGUGCGUGCGUCGUCUAUUUGGUUAGAAAUGAGGCAUUGAUUUAAACGAUAGUAGAUACUUUGUGUAUGUAUUUUGUAUCGAGAAAAUCGUAUUUUUUUCUCACUAAAAACUAUUAGAAUUGGCUGUAUUCGUCAUUAAUAAGUAAGCCAGAAAGCGUACGGACUUGAAAAGAGUAUUACGUAGGUAAUAGAAUAUUACUGUAAGAGAAAAAAAUUGCACCAAUGUUUCGUAUUUCGCGUUACGUUCUCGUUUUACGUAGCGUAACUCUAAAUUUUUUAAACUUUUUCAUCGUAAAUGUCGUACCGAUGUCUUUUGGAUAAUCAUAGAACUCAAAAAAAAAAAACAACUAACGUUAUCGAUCUCUUACAAAUCGAUAGUCCUGACAAGUCUGUUUGAAAAAUGGAGCUUACUUGUAACGGGCCGAGAGGCACAGCGCGACUUAUCAAGAAACAAGCAGCAUAUGAGAAUAUUCGAAAAAAAAUGAAACCGAAGCCAAACGAUGUACUUACUAUCAAUCAAGAUUUUAUAGAAAAGAGACACGAGCUGGUAAUUUUAUUAUAACGUAUUAUUUAGUUGAAGUGAAUAAAAGAUUAAAAGAAAAGCGAUAAGCUUUAAUGCAAAUAAAACUGAUUUACUAUUGUAAGUUUUUCUAUAAGAAAUAAGAGCGAGCGGGUGAUUAAAUUAUAAUAUAUAUCAUGUAACAUAUAUUCUAAGUAAUUUAAAGAAUCAUACGCAAAUUGUAGUGUCGAAGUCUCACUAGAGAGGUAGAGAAAAUAAAAGUUUUGAAAAUUAU
Molecule: messenger RNA, 8193 nt
Organism: Phymastichus coffea
Lineage: Eukaryota; Metazoa; Arthropoda; Insecta; Hymenoptera; Eulophidae
Exons: 6
Coding region: 248-3625 (1125 amino acids)
Biological process (GO): neuromuscular junction development; positive regulation of protein tyrosine kinase activity
Molecular function (GO): protein kinase binding
Source: RefSeq, a predicted model, not a curated record